AUGGAGCCAUCCGAAAUUUCACAUUUCAUGGUCUACAAGGGAAUACAACAUAUAGAGUCAGUGUUGAGGCAUUUAGUUCUGAAGGAACGAGCCUAUGCACUCGACUGGCUGCCUCCACCCCUCGAACUGGCGGUAGUAUCCAAAUCGAACGAUUCUUUGGAGAUCACUUGGUCUCCACCGGAUAUGUCUGCUUCUCAGCAUCAUAUCGUCAUCAACCAAUAUUUUAUCAAUAUCUACGAAUUCUACCCUGAGACGCAGACCUUUACAAAGAAGGUGAGCACCAGUAUUGCCAUCCCGAAGACGUCGUAUUUGGCGACGAGGCUGAACCCGGGAGCUGUAUACAAUGUUACAUUACAGGCUGGGACUACAUUUGGAUACGGUAGUGCAGCGUGGACGGCUACAAAUACACUGGUACCCGGAUUGGCCUAUAUUUUGAAACAAAAGGCUCGCACCCCAAAUUCACUGACCGUGGCCUGGCCGUCCGCCUGGAUGGCCACCCCGAACGCGAAAUUUACGAUUCUAGCCAAAACCGUACAUUCAAAUGAGCGGGUGCAAAAGGAAAUUAUGGAAGCCGGCUUCAUCGAGGCCGGCAGGAACAGCGAAUUUCAGCUAAAAAAUCUGGCGCCCGGAAGCACCUAUAAUGUGACCCUGGUAACGGCUAUGGAGCAAGACAAAUCAAAAGGAAAAUGGUUGAAACCCGGGCAAAUGAAGAGCACAUGGGGCAUCUUUUCGACGUUGGUUCAAGGUGAAUACACAAUUCCGGAGGCUCGAGUAGCCUCUGAAACCGAUACGGCCGCCUCGAUUGUCUUCCAACCACUAACUGUUGCUAGUAAUAUUGUUUACCAGCUUCGUUACGCUACAAUCGACCAACAUUCUGAUGAUCCGAUUAUUGAAACACGCGAAUUGAAGGAAGAAGAUUUAAGAUGCCCCAAAUUCGGAUGCGAAUGGAAGUGCUUUUUGUUUUUCAACCUUAAACGACGACCAAGGGAAUAUACAUUUUCUGUGCGCGCAAAAGUCGAUGGUGUCUGGAAUAAAUGGAGUCCGAUAUUGAGACGACAAUGGAACCUAUUGGAAAGACCAUGCUCUAUCAACCCACCAAGCGUCUUUGUGGAGUUUAUCGGAAACGCCGAGCACCAGCGAAUUCUCGAAUUAAAAUCGGCUAUUCGGGUCGAUUUGCAGCAACAUGAUACUUGGCGUUACCUCGUUGUUAUCGAUAGCAGAACGGCAAAUAUUGCAACAAUGGAUCUAACGAAGUUAGCCGACAAGGUAACAGCGGAUUACGAUCAUAUCCCAUAUUACAUCACUGCUUCUCUAACACCCGAGGAAGUGGAAGAAGUUGCUGAAUUUCGACUUGGGGACGGUCGUGUGUAUGGUGGAUACCUGAAUUACCCGCUCGAAAAUGCCGAUGCUAAUCCGCAGUACACGUUGAUACCUAUGAGCCAACAAGAAAAUGAGAUUAUGGAGCCGAGACUGCGGAGUUGCGGUUUUACUGAACAGGGUGUCUUCGAAUGCGAUAUGGGCCUAAUCGAAAUUGUCUCCUACAUUCCUGAUUGGAUGAAAGCCACCAUCGCCGUCAUUAUUGCCGUUGCCGCGAUGAUUGUCAAAGAUUUGGGUGCUAUCGAGACGAUGCUGAACAGCAAGGAUCCACCUUUGCAGGCGACCGCAUUCAGCAAGCUGGUGGAGCAAUUCGAAGGCGCCAAGGACGAUGAUGGUAGACUUAGGGAACAGACGGGUGCCUUGUUUUGGCGAUGCUUCAAUGGCUUCGGGCCAUUCGUCGCUAGGCUUGCGAAUAAGUAUAUAACAACCCGUGUGGCGGCAAAGAAUAUAACUCUGGAAAGUGUGAGGAAGGCCUUACGGCCUCAACGUAACAAGUCUCCGGAAGAUGUUAUGAUUGCAUAUUACCUUCUUCUGGAUGAGGCGAACAUAUCCGACACCCUGGAUGCGCUCUGGGAGACUCGUACGGAUGACGUACAAUUCGGUGAAUUGGUGAUGGCUCACUUUGCACCCGAGAGAAUCACGAGCGAGCGGGCUGCCAUCGAGGUGAUGAACAUUCUGCGAUCCAAAAAGCUACGCCAUGAUUACCGUUUGAUGGUAGCGGAGAAUCUAAUCGAAGCCCAAAUUCUGUCACCGGAGAAGAAGUUUUUCCUGCUGUACAACAAUGUUCCGAAAAAGUGGCUCCUGAAGAAAUUGCCAGGCAGCAACCUUAUGCUUCAUUUUCUUUCGGAUUUGCCAGAAUUUGGUGGGCUGUCGACCGAGCUGUUUACAAGCCCAAAAUACAUGCUGUCAUUCUCAGGAAAUUUCUUCGGGAAUGACCAUCUUGUGGAAAAAGCGGCGCCCCACCCAUGCAAUUUGCCUGCCCUCGCGGGAGUUAUGGCGGCUAACGGCAUAACGGUUCUGUGCGCCAACCGCGAUGUCUUUGAAAAGGCUCUGCGUCUCGUCGAGAAAUUGAAAGGAUGGCAGCACCGUUUUCUAACGGAACCCAAGGAUGCCGGACACUUGACAGACUUUGAAUACUACGAAGAACUUAUUAAAGAUGGAGCAAGCCUGCAAGAAUAUUUUACAUCUUUGGUUGAAGUUUCCGGGCCAAACUUUUCAUUGAAGACGGUCGGGCUGAUGUUUGGACUUUUUGCGAAAAGCACCAGCGAGCAGAUUUCUAAAGGAUUCGGAGUUUUGGUCAGAAUUGCGGCUGCCCGACCGGAGCUGUCGACGACGCUCGUCUAUUCAUUGAUGACGAUUCACACCAGUUCCUAUUUCGAAUACAGUGAUUCGGAGCUGUUUUCAACGUUGGCAGAGAUCCUGGUCGCAACGAAGAACCGGGCGCUGCUUACAACCGUUCUCGGAUUUUUGAAGCUGCAUUUGCAGCGGGAUUCCUCAGAUCCAGCUAAGGUCCUUCAGCCGGUCCGCACGUUGUUUGCUGGAUUUUCAAAUAUUUACGAUCUCAUCAAGGGUUUUUGUAUCCCCGCUGCAGGCGACCCCCUAAUUUUGGGAAACGCGAAGCUUGAGUUGGCUGCCGUAGUUUGCGAGGAUAUCGAGCUGCCGAAAGAAAUUGAAGCUUUUAUCGACACACAGAUGCGGGAUCCCGAUGAAUACCUCCCAGCCGUCAUUCACAUCAUCAACGUGUUGUGUUUGACCGGGGAAUAUUCUGCACAUGACUUCGUACGCAUACUGCGCGGUCAUUGCAAGGAUGAUGAUGUGCAUGCGUUGAAGGAAUACAUUAAGCUAUUCCGAAAUGAGGAGAUAACGGUGGCGAAAAUUGAUCGCAGGACGGAAGAAUAUAACAUCGCACGGACUUUCACCCAUUCAGUGGCUCUCCCACAGUUGUUUGAGUUUAUUCGUCAUGAUGAUAUGAUCAUCCGAGACACGGCAUAUGAUGCGCUUUCUGUCUUUUCGCCCUCCGAUAUCAACGAGUUCGUGACCAAUCUCGAAGGCCCGACUCCACAAGAUAUGCUAAAAGAGACCCACAUCCGGCUCCUCGAUAUGAUUGAACAAUGUGACGGUUCCGACGCCACCAGCAUGCCAGGCCGUCUCCGCUUCCUGCAUAAAAUGGUAGCAGGCGAAUUGGAGGAAUUAUCUCGCCAAUUGUAUUCUGUUAGCUUGUCCCAACCGGAUCCUCUUCUGAAGUCAGCAAAGUCUAUCUGGGAGACGGCGAAGGGACCGAUGGAUGAACGAUGGCUGGGCCUCUUCCCGUGUUACAUCAUGUCCGCAUCCGAAUCCACAAAACCGGCCACAGCAACCAGAAAUUUAUACAAUGCCUUGAUAUCGGUCGAGCUUUCCGCUGACACACUCUCUUGCCGACAUUUCCUGCAAUAUAUAGCGCCGUGGAGAGCAUUUAUCGAAACCUGCUUCAUUGCUGUACAUAAGAUUGGCACCACGCAAUUGAGGGCACGCGAUACGGUGUGCGAAGUAUUGAAGAGAGCCUUGCUUGAAGUCGAGGAGUCUUUGGACAAAGUGUGCCUCUCGCUGUUGUACUUGGCUCUUCGCGUACAGGACGUGAAUGAGAAGAACGCGUCGUUGCCGUUCGAGGCUUGGCUCCCGAAAGUUGUCGCGUUUUUGGCGAUGGUCGCAGACCCAGAAUACCAACCCAAGACGCUACCGAUUUUCCAAUGCGACGUGACCCGUACGGACUCGGCGCAAAAGAUGGCAACGCUGGCUCUUAUUUUGCUAUCGAAGCAGACAGACACUGGUGCCUUUGAUCCGUAUUCCGGCUUACAGCUCGAUACACUUCCGAAAUACGGUGUGGUGGCCGUCGAACUCCAGAUGCUUGAGGAGGCCUCUACCGAUUUGCUGAGCCUUGGUCCACCAUUGAACGCCCACGAGUACAGACUCCUCGAGUAUGGUCUGGGCAAGUCGAGACUCUAUAUCGAAGCAAUGGCCACAACUCGCGUCUUAGAAGCGCCAAAAUCUAUUUCGGAACAGGAUUCCAUCAUUCAGAAAGCCAUCAACCUGUCCUGUAUGGACACCCUUGAUUUCCUUAAAGGAGUCGAAGAUUUCAAGGCUAUGAUUGCAAAUUCUAUCAGCUCGUCUGAUGAUCAAGUGCAAGAGAUGAUCUUUAAAGCCCUGUCCUUGUAUUCGCUCUCGAGGUAUAUCCGUUCCCGUGAUCGCGGACCUGAAGACUACAAGAAUUUGCCCUCCGGAUCGUUGAUCCGCGAGGUUGAAGCUAGGCUACGGAAAGGCGCGAAGAAACCGGAGCUGCUGGUUCGAUCAUUUCUUGAUCAAAAAAGAACUGAUGAACGUGGCAUGCCACCGCUUAGCAUUGCAUACAUGCUGAAAAGCGAGCUAGCGAAGACACCAAGCGGCUGGACAGUUUUAUUUGACCUCGCAAUGUCUCAACACCAACCUGUGGCGUUGGCAACCUUGAUCGAAAUGAGUGCCGACAUCGAUUCUGCUACCAAGUAUGCAGCGUAUUGCAAAUGCCUUCCGAAGCUCCUGAUGCUACUCGAAAGGGGUUACGCAAUGACCAUGCUGAACGAGCUUGUGACCGCCGCCGAAGAGGGUCAUUCCACUGCUGCACGAAUCAAGCAGGCGCUCAAGGACCUUCCCAACAAGACGGGACUUUGCAAGAUUCUUGAGAAAAUGAUGACUGUUCCCCAGAACAGCCGCUCCUUUUUUGAUGGGGCGAUUUCGUGCUGCGUCCCAAAUGUCGAUCCCAUCGCAUUUAAGGAUAAGCUCCAAAUUCCCACAUUUGCUGCAUUUAUCAGCUGCUACAAUACGACUAACAUCGCUAUCUCGGAGAUAGCGAUGUCUUUGUUGCAUGCCGACUAUGGGCAAAGUUGCACGAUUUCGUGCAUAAUUGGACAUGCCGCUGGACGUAUGUCCAGUUCGGCGCACCUCCAGUCGCUUUUUGCGGCUUUGACGAAUUGGAAUAAGCUCAAAGAAAUGGCUGUGGAUCAGGCGAUUGGCGCUGCUUGCCACUUGCUUUUCCCGUUCAUCCUCUCGUUCCCCUUUGAUUUGCCGUUUAACUUUCUGGGAUCCAAUGACGUUCUGACGUUUGAGCUAAUGGGAAAACGUAUCUUCACUCACCUACGCUCGGUCGUACAACACCCCGAGUACUCGGACCUUGCUCCCUCGCUAACUGCCUUCUUCUUUGCACUGGCAAAGGCGCCACGAGGCGAAGAUGAGUCAACGCUGAUGGACGAAAAGCUGGCAACGGACAUCGGCUACUUCCUGCUUGGGGCGGGCCCCGGAAUGUCUACGAUCCCAGAA
Messenger RNA from Mesorhabditis spiculigera, 5703 nucleotides. The record is from the annotation of a GenBank genome assembly. Lineage: Eukaryota; Metazoa; Nematoda; Chromadorea; Rhabditida; Rhabditidae.